Hemicordylus capensis (graceful crag lizard) is the source of this 2981-nucleotide messenger RNA. It is a transcript of the gene GCC1, whose product is annotated as GRIP and coiled-coil domain containing 1. The transcript is spliced from 3 exons. NCBI's taxonomy places the organism in Eukaryota, Metazoa, Chordata, Lepidosauria, Squamata, Cordylidae. The record is from RefSeq and is a predicted model, not a curated record. Gene Ontology annotation, cellular component: Golgi apparatus. The coding region runs from base 321 to 2696 and encodes 791 amino acids.
CCUCCCCUCCCCUCCCCUCCCCUCCUCCUCCCCCGGCGCGUGCAUGGCGGGGGGUGGUCUCCCGCGCGUGCCCGUGCCCGUGCCCGUCCCCGUCCCGCCUGCCGGUGUAGUCACACUUUCGCUUACUUGACCCCGCCUCCUUUCCUGUCCACCAUUCUGAGACUGCGCAGAAGCUUGGGCGCAUGCUCAGUACGGUCAAAUGAAGCUCGUCGUCCAGUAAGAGAAACUGUUACUGCGCCUGACUCCCGGCAUCGUCAGAGUCGCGCCUGCGCAGUGAGACCCUGCACACGCUUUCCGGAGCGACGAAAGGGGCGGCAGCCAUGGAGAAGCUGGGGAUGAGCUUCGGCGGCAGCAGCAGCAGCGGGGGCCCAAGCAAGAGGGCGCUGCUGCUGGAGACGGUGGAGGUGCAGAAGCAGCAGCUGCAGCAGUACCAGGUGCGCCUGCGGGACGUGGUGCGGGCCUACAAGAGCCUGCUGGCCGAGAAGGAGGCGCUGGAGGCCAGCCUGAAGGCCCUCUCAGCCUGGCACCAGCCGGCAGGCAGCCCCCCGGACCCCACCACCAGCAGCAGCAGCAGCAACGAGGACAGGAGCUCCGUCCAGAGCGAGGACAGCCUGCCGGGGGCAGCUGCUGCCACCACCCCCACCACCACCAGGGAGGGGGACCCGACGGUGGGGCUCGAGGAGCAGGAGGAGCAGCAGCAGCGGGAGGGGGCGCAGAGGUCCCCGGGGCCCGAGGAGCCGGGUGGGAGCUCAGAGAGCGGCUUCAGCUCCGGCAGCAGCGGGGCAGAGCCGCCUGGCAGCGAGGCCGACAGGUGCAGGGUCCUGCAGGUGCAGCUGGCCACCCUGACUGGCGCCUUGGCCACCGUGGCCCAGGAGAAGUCCCGCAUGGAGGCCUCCUACCAGGCGGACAAGAAGAAGCUGAAGCAGGAGAUGGAGGAGGCCGGCAGGAAGACCGAGGAAGAGCGGAGCCACCUGGAGGCUGAGCUGAAGGACCUGCGGGGGCAGCUGGCGGAGACCAAGGCCCGCCUCAUUGCCCAGCAGCACGACCGGGCCCAGGAGCAGAGCGACCAUGCCGUCAUGCUGCGGGAGCUCCAGAGGCUGCUGCAGAGCGAGAGGGGCCUGCGGCAGGAGGCGGAGCUGGCCCUGGAGGAGACCCGCGAGGCCCUGGCUGGGAAAACGUGCGUGGCUGAGCGUGUGGAAGGCUACGAGCGCCAAGCUAGGCGGCUGGCGGAGGAAGUGGAGCAGCUGAAGAGGGAGCUCCAGGCCGUGCAGGAAGAGAGCAACAGGCCGGACCCGCAGCUGCAGGAGCUGCAGAGCGAGAUGGCCAGCCUCAAAAGCCACUUCCAGUCACAGCUGCAGCAGGAAGUGAGAAAGACUGCUCAAGCAGAAGAGCAUGUCCAGAUGGAAGAACAGCGGGUGGCCAGUUUGGAGGCCCAGAUUUCAGAAGUGUCGGAGCUUCUGGGCACCUACGAGAAGGCCAAACAAAAGGACCAGCUGACGAUCCAGAAGCUGAAGGACCGUGUGGUCCAGCUGGAUCUUGAGAACAAGACUCUGGCCAUUGCUGCUUCUGGCCGGUCCCCCAUGGACGUUCCGAUUGAAGAAAGCCACCUAGAUGUCAACGUCCUGAAGGAUAAGAUGGAGAAGCUGAGGGGGCUGUUGCAGGUGGCAGCUAAGCACAAUCGGUCUCCCCCGGACAUGGAGGCCUUCUGCACAGUGGAGCUGCCAAAAGGCAUGGAGAUGGGGGAUGGCGAGAAGGCCACCGCUGCAUACUAUAAGCAGGAGCUGAAGCAGCUGAAGGAGGAGUUUGAAAGGUACAAGCUGAGGGCUCAGGUGGUCCUCAAAAACAAGUCUGCAAAGGACGGGAACCUGGCCAAGGAGCUGGAGGACACACAGGAGCAGCUGGUGGAGCUGAAGGAGAAAUAUGUCUCCCUUCGGCUUUCCUGUGAGGAAGCUGAGAAGCAGCACCAGGAGGAGAGGGAGGCCAAGAAGCAAGAGCUGUCCCACCUCCAGCAGCUCCACAGGCAGGAGCUGGAGAGGAGCCAGCUGGACUACAGAGAGAAGGUCCUCCAGUUGGAGGGAGAGGUCCACAAGCAGCGGGACCGAGCGCUAGCCAUGCUGGCGGACAAGGACCGGGAGCUGGAGCAGCUCAGGGCUCUGGCCCUGCCUCGCGGGCUCCAGGGACCCAAGCAGGGCCUUGGGCCAGCUUCUGCAGCCGGAGGUGCAGCUGGUGGCAGUGGCAGCCACGGCUUAGCGGACGAAGGGUCUCUGGAGAGCUUGACCCAGGCUCUGUGGCUCAGCAGCCCCAGCGAGCCCGCCUUCCUCCUCUACACAGAGCAGCUGGCGCGGAAGGAGGUGGAAGUCUCGGCCUUGAAGAGGCAGAAGCACAAGCUGGAGGCGGAAGUCCGCCAGUGCCAGGAGAGGCUGCUGGAGGAGGGUGAGAAGCACAGGGAAGAGGUGUCUGCGCUCCAGGGCCACAUUCAGAAGAACUUCAGGGACCAGAGCAGGGAGGGAGCCAACCUAGAGUACCUCAAGAACAUCUUCUACCGGUUUUUAACCUUGCCGGACUUGCUGGGUCGGCAGCAGACACUGACGGCUAUGCUGACCAUCCUGCACUUCAGCCCGGAGGAAAAACAGGCUGUUCUGAGACACCCGGGGGGCGGGGGGGGCGGCAGCUGGUGGCAUUCUGGGAAGAGGUGAACGGCAGCAGAGGGGCAGUGCCUGGAGAAGGAGUGUGGCUGUCCGUGUGUCAGGCGAGAAUGCCUCCUCCUGCCCAGCACUUCAAGGAAGCCUGGCUGCAGGGCGGGUUUCACUGCUGCUGUUGCUGGGAGCGAGCGGAGAUCUUGACUGCCCUCCCUUCAGGAGGCCUGUGCCGCCCCACCCCUCCACCAUUAUGGAAUGGGGAAAUGCGGUGGGCUUUGGGGUCCCCCCCCGAAGCAUCAAACAAGCUUGUGUGUUUUGCAAAUAAAAGAGCGAGAGCAGAGA